Molecule: messenger RNA, 730 nt
Organism: Solea solea (common sole)
Lineage: Eukaryota; Metazoa; Chordata; Actinopteri; Pleuronectiformes; Soleidae
Exons: 6
Coding region: 119-730 (203 amino acids)
Molecular function (GO): GTPase activator activity
Source: RefSeq, a predicted model, not a curated record
CAGAAGCAGAAUGGAGAAGUGAGUUAAGGGAUCGCAGCAAACGUGAGGAGGAAGUCGUACCGAAACAUGCAGGUACACAAAUAAAGCAAUUAGUAUCCACUGUUCACUAUGGGCCAACAUGUCUGUAGACGGGACCAAGUUAUUGUUUGAAGGCUUCCUGCAGAAAAGAAAGGAUACUAUGAAAAUAAGAUGGGUGACGUAUUGGUUCAGGCUUCAAAAUACCACCUUGUUCUUCUAUACCAGGAAGAAUGACAGUGCUUUACACUUGAGAAGCUAUUACUACAUUUACACAGUGCAGUCAGUGCGAGAGGUCCAGAGACCUGACAGCAGCAGGCGCUUUAUGUUUGAAAUCACCAUGAAGAAUGGGAAAAGAAAAAUGUUGGCAGCAGAAACGGCAGCUCUUAGGAGAGAGUGGGUACAUCAACUGUGGGAAGCCAUACAUCUUUCUUUCUGUAGAUCUUCAGACAGCGGAGACACAAACCUUGAUGAGUGUGAGCAGCGAGACAGACGGAACAGCAGCAGUACACACCUCUGCACCCAUGGCAACACUGGGAUGGAGUCUCUUCCUGCUGGUCUCAUCUCUGCACCUUCUCCUUCAGUCCAAAUCCACUGUGAAACCAGUGGCGUUGUUGCCUCCCCCACAAACCUGCCUCUGGAGCUGGACAGUAAGGGGCCCAUGUACCAAAGCACACCGUCAGUCUGUAACUACCAGUGUCGCAUUUUGUCUUAA